AUGUCCAGUCACGAGGAGGAUGAACGCGACGAUGUUGAGGAGCAGGAGAUACAUGUGGAUGUCGAUUCUGAUUCACGUAUGUCAUGCGGCAGCGGCUCAGAUGUGGAUAUGGAUGGCGGCAGUUGUUACGACGAAUCAGAAACACCUCUAAGCGAAUCUCUGCAAUCGGAACAGACACGCUCCUCAUCUAGCGAAAAUCUCCCCUUCAGCAUAUCACGCCUGCUAUCCAAACCCUUCGAGACGAAUAACAAUCAUCACAGUAACAACAACAACAGCAGCAGCAAUGGUAGCAACAACAACAACAACGGCGCCGACAAAGGCGCCGAAGACAAAGAUCUUCAUGCCGAUGAUCACGAUCUUGCCGCCUAUAAACUGGCCACCAGCAUUGCCAACUCAACAUACGGCAGUGCCGCCGCUCUCUACACCUAUCCCCAUCUCUAUCCCUCGGCAGCGGCCGCCGCGGCGGGACAUGUGCUGCGUGUGCCGCCCCAACGCACGCCCCUCACUUGGGCGCUGCCGCCGCUGCACCACGCAGCGUUGGCUCAUCAGGCGGUAAAGGAUCGCUUGGCAGCUGCCUUCCCCAUUGCACGUCGCAUUGGACAUCCCUACCAGAAUCGCACGCCGCCCAAGCGAAAAAAGCCGCGCACCUCCUUCACGCGCAUUCAGGUUGCCGAGCUCGAGAAGCGUUUCCACAAGCAAAAAUAUCUGGCAUCGGCGGAGCGAGCGGCACUCGCACGCGGCCUAAAAAUGACAGAUGCCCAGGUGAAGACGUGGUUCCAGAAUCGGCGCACAAAAUGGAGACGUCAAACAGCCGAGGAGCGUGAGGCCGAACGUCAAGCUGCCAAUCGCUUGAUGCUCUCCCUGCAGGCUGAGGCCAUCAGCAAAGGCUUUGCGCCCCCCACCGCGCCCCUCUCCUCACAGCCGAAUGUGAAUGGCGCUCCCCUGGCCGCCCUCCACGGCCUCCAACCCUGGGCAGAGACGCAUGCGGCGGGCUGCUAA
Molecule: messenger RNA, 999 nt
Organism: Scaptodrosophila lebanonensis
Lineage: Eukaryota; Metazoa; Arthropoda; Insecta; Diptera; Drosophilidae
Gene: C15
Product: T-cell leukemia homeobox protein 3
Exons: 4
Coding region: 1-999 (332 amino acids)
Biological process (GO): animal organ development; regulation of transcription by RNA polymerase II
Cellular component (GO): nucleus
Molecular function (GO): RNA polymerase II cis-regulatory region sequence-specific DNA binding; DNA-binding transcription factor activity, RNA polymerase II-specific
Source: RefSeq, a predicted model, not a curated record